Molecule: messenger RNA, 972 nt
Organism: Knipowitschia caucasica
Lineage: Eukaryota; Metazoa; Chordata; Actinopteri; Gobiiformes; Gobiidae
Source: the annotation of a GenBank genome assembly
AUGCAGAGACCGGGAGGACACGGGACUGCGUUUUCUAUCGACUCUCUGAUCGGGACGCCCCAACCCAGGCCAGGACACCUGCUGUACACGGGCUACCCCAUGUUCAUGCCGUACAGACCGCUGGUUAUCCCGCAGGCUCUGUCCCACUCGCCCCUCUCAUCAGGGAUCCCUCCGCUCGCACCGCUCGCCUCUUUCGCGGGACGUUUGACCAACACGUUCUGUGCCAGUCUGGGCCAGGCGGGAGUGCCGUCCAUGGUGGCACUGACCACCACCAUGCCCAGCUUCUCGGAUCCACCGGACAGUUUCUACCCGCCGCAGGAGCUGCCUGGGCCGCGGCUGAGCGCAGCAGAGCCCGGGUCUCGGAGAGUAGGGGACAGUCCGCACCGGGACACGGAGGCGCACCGCGAGAAGAGCGCGGAGCUGCUCGGUUUCUCUGACUCUUACCAGAGCAUUUCAGGAGAAACCAAACUCUACAGCUCAGACGAGGAGAAGCUGGAGCUCAAGUGCGCGGACAGAGACGUGUGCAGUGAACGGGAGGACAGCUCUGCGGACAGUGAGAAUGAGAGCUUCUCUGACGGGACCAGCGGACCCCUGUCCCACAAGAGCAAAGCCAAGAGCGGCUCUGCGGAGGCGCUGCCGGGAGCAGGCUCCGCGGGGAAGAGCCGCCGGAGGAGGACGGCCUUCACUAGUGAACAGCUGCUGGAGCUGGAGAAGGAGUUCCACUGUAAAAAGUACCUGUCCCUCACUGAACGCUCGCAGAUCGCACACGCACUCAAACUGAGCGAGGUGCAGGUGAAGAUCUGGUUUCAGAACCGCAGGGCCAAGUGGAAACGCAUCAAGGCCGGGAACGUGAACAACCGCUCUGGAGAACCCGUGCGCAACCCCAAGAUCGUGGUGCCCAUCCCGGUGCACGUCAACAGGUUUGCGGUGAGGAGUCAGCACCAGCAGAUAGAGCAGGGCACCAGGCCCUGA